Molecule: messenger RNA, 1216 nt
Organism: Pistacia vera
Lineage: Eukaryota; Viridiplantae; Streptophyta; Magnoliopsida; Sapindales; Anacardiaceae
Product: 60S ribosomal protein L7-2-like
Exons: 7
Biological process (GO): maturation of LSU-rRNA from tricistronic rRNA transcript (SSU-rRNA, 5.8S rRNA, LSU-rRNA)
Cellular component (GO): cytosolic large ribosomal subunit
Molecular function (GO): RNA binding; structural constituent of ribosome
Source: RefSeq, a predicted model, not a curated record
AUCCAUCCAAAUUCAGACACUGAAUUGCAGCCGUUGCCACCACUCUAGUAGAGAAAACCCUAGUUUUUCAUUCAGAGUGUCUCUUGUUUAUAUAGCACUCUUAACACAGUCGUUUUCUCUAGUUUGGCUAGCACCUUGAUUUCAGACGCCGAUCAGCCGAGAUGGGUGAAGAAGCCAAAGUAGUGAUCCCAGAGUCAGUAUUGAAGAAGCAGAAGAGGAAUGAGGAGUGGGCCCUUGCGAAGAAGCAGGAGCUUGAAGCUACUAAGAAGAAGAAUGCUGAGAGCAGGAAGCUCAUCUUCAGUCGAGCCAAGCUUUAUGCAAAGUAGUAUGCAGAGCAGGAAAAGGAGCUAAUUCAAUUGAAGCGUGAAGCAAAGUUGAAAGGAGGCUUCUACGUUGACCCCGAAGCUAAGCUUCUCUUUAUUGUUCGCAUUCGUGGUAUCAAUGCCAUGCAUCCUAAGACAAGAAAGAUCUUGCAGCUGUUGCGUUUGAGACAGAUAUUCAAUGGAGUGUUUCUUAAAGUUAAUAAAGCAACAGUGAACAUGCUUCACAGGGUUGAACCUUUUGUAACUUACGGAUAUCCCAAUUUGAAGAGUGUUAGGGAAUUGAUUUACAAGAGGGGAUAUGGUAAGCUGAACAAGCAGAGAAUUGCAUUGACUGAUAACUCAGUUGUUGAGCAGGCUCUGGGCAAGUAUGGAAUUAUCUGCAUGGAAGACCUGAUCCAUGAGAUCAUCACAGUUGGACCUCACUUUAAGGAGGCUAACAACUUCCUAUGGCCAUUUAAGCUGAAGGCACCUUUGGGGGGUUUGAAGAAGAAGAGGAACCACUAUGUUGAAGGUGGUGAUGCUGGUAAUAGGGAAAAUUUCAUCAAUGAGCUCAUCAGAAGAAUGAAUUAGGCUUUUUCUUAUUUUGUCAUUAGAGUUAUUGAGGUGUUUGUUUGUCUCUUUAAGGUUCUUUUGGUUCAUUACUGAUACCGGAAGCAAUCAGAUUUUGAAUCUCUUAUCAUUUAGUUGAACACAGGUUUUCUUAGACAAUGGAACUUGUGAUGCUAUGGAAAUUUUAUUUUAUUUUGGAAAUAGGGGGACUCAAACUUCAAAGACUCUUGAUUUCUUUAGUAUGCAGUAGUUUGUGAGUUUUAUCAUGAUACCUUUCACCAGCUUUUGAAAUUGUGAGUUGCUAUUCUACUUUUACGGCAUUCUAUGCCAAAUCAUUCUCAUUA